This is a messenger RNA of Larimichthys crocea (large yellow croaker), 2371 nucleotides long. RefSeq names its product LTO1 maturation factor of ABCE1 (gene lto1). Bases 71 to 499 code for a protein of 142 amino acids. The transcript is spliced from 5 exons. Lineage: Eukaryota; Metazoa; Chordata; Actinopteri; Sciaenidae. The record is from RefSeq and is a predicted model, not a curated record.
ACUCUGUGCUGAAGAAGCCGAGCAGGAGCUCUCUCCCGGUGUCGGAGCUUUGGUCGUUAGUGUGGGGGAGAUGGACGGCACGUGCGGAGGUGAAGACCUGUUUGACAGCAUCGUGAUGGCGGAUGAACGGUUCCGCGGGGAGGGCUUCCAGGAGGGCUACGAGAAGGGGGCCCGCCGAGGACUGCAGGACGGCCGCAGACAUGGAGCCUGCCACGGGGCCAAGCUGUCCACAGAGAUCUCCUUCUAUUACGGCUUCGCCGUCACGUGGAAAUGUCUCCUCCAGAGACAGAACACCGACAUCAAAUCCAGGAAGCGUAUGAAAGCAUUGGAGUCUCUCUUGGGUUUGAUCCAAAACUCCCCUCAUGACGAUCCACAGUCUGCAAAGCUCCAGGAGGACAUGGAUAAACUUCGUGCCAAGUUCAGACAGGUCUGCUCUAUGCUGAGUGUCCCGACUGACUUCAAGGAUUACAUCAAAACUGCUGCAGGGACUUCUUUCUGAAUCUUUGAUGAUGAUGAUGAGAAGAAGGAGGAAAAGGAGCUGAACUGAUGUCUGCGGCCUGGACAGAGAGAAGCUAAGCUGCUGUUGGACAGCAGUCCUGAUGUCAAUCUCCCAGGGGGCAUCCAAUGAUCGGUUUGCAGUAGAUUUAUUAGAUGGUUUGAGAUGAAUCACAUGUUUCAAGAUCCUCAGUCCUCAUGUACCAUGACUGCAGUCAGUGUGUAAGAUGAUGAAGAGGGGAGACCCUAAUAACAAACCUCUGAACAUGAUUGUUGUCUAGUAUUUGGAUUGUUGGGAGGUUUGACUAAACUGACUAAAUAUCUGAAGCACCCCGUGCAUCUUCUCAGCAGUGGUGGAAAGUAAGUCAUUUCACUUGGUGCUACUUUGUACUCCCCUCCUUGAGUUUUUCUGACAGCUACAGUGGUGGCCAAAAUUAUUAGAAUACUUGGCAUACUUAAGAGGUUUCAGUUGUUUUUGUUGAAUUGGUCAUUAAAAUACCCAUAAAACAAAUGAAAUAUCUACAGUGUUAUCAUUAUACUCUAUAAACCAUAGAAUAGAGCCAUCAUAAGAAAAUUUAGGUCAUUUUACUAAAAAAAAAAAAAAAAAUCUAGGCCUGUGUCUUGAGAUGCAGUCCAAGCACUGUAAAGUCACUUUAGACUGCCAUGAUGCCACCAAUUCACACCAGAUCCAAAAGAGGAGAGGUACAAAAAAGACACUUUCAGACAGGCAAGUGAAUCAUCUCAAAAUUCUCAGUCUUAAGGACUAAAGAAAGACCUCACGAGAACUGUGUGACAAGAUCAACGCCACAAUGACUAAUGGUGCUACAGUGUCUUCAAGAACUGUGUGUCAGAAACUGGGUGAAGAAGGACUUGUUGGCAGAAUAGAAGCAAAAAAAGCAUUACUGAAAGAAGCAGAGUGAAACACCUGAAAUCUGCAAAAGAACACAAGAAAUGGACAAAGGAAGAUUGGCAUAAAGUGUUGUUUGAAGUUUGGCAACAAGUGAAGAGUGUAUGUUGGACGGUGGGGAGGAGGAGAGAUAAAAAAAAGUGUCUCUUGCCAACAGUUAAACACAGAGGGGGUAGUAUUAUGGUGUGGGGCCACUUCAGCCUCAGGAACAGGUGACUUAGUGAAAACUGAUGCAUCAUGGGUAGGAAAGUAUACCACAGCAUUCUGGUGAGACACAGAAUAGCAUCUGGGAGUUAUCUUAUUAGGCCUGGAUUUAUUUUCCAAAGGGUUCUUCUAACUAUUGUCUGAACCACCUGUGACAGAAGGAAUCUGCUGAAACAUUGGAAAUGAUGGACUGGCUCCCUCAGAGUCUGGACCUCAAGCCCAUAGAGACAAUUUGGGGCGAGUUGGAAAAUAAACUGGAUAGAUCUGUUGUAGAUUGAAAGGAAAGGCUUGAGUUGCAGAAGGCACGGGAUAACAUUAGUGUUGAAGUUCUCAGGAAAUAUAUUGACACAAUGCCAGAGAGAUGUGCUGCUUUAACUGCUGCAAAAGGUGGACAUACUAAAUAUUCAAGUUAAAAGUGGAUCAAAUCAGUAGGACUGGCUUCAUUUGAUAUUUGUUGUGCUAAGAGUAAGCUCUGCAUGUUUCAUGAACAUUAUAUAAUGAACACUCCCAAAAAUGACCCUCCAGUUGAACCAACACACACUAAACGCUGUCACCUUUACAAAGGAGAUUUAUUACAGCAUUUCAUUCAUCUCGAAGUACGUUAUACACCUCACACAGAUACAAUGCGGAUGAAAUGAACGCCACCUCCACCAGCCACAACAAGAAAAAGUAACAGAAUUCUAUUUUCAUUCUACAUAAAGAACACAGUAUUGUUAUUGCCGUCAUAUCGUGCUCAUCUGGUUUAAUAAAAUGAAAAUCUGAAUG